Molecule: messenger RNA, 1307 nt
Organism: Podarcis muralis (Common wall lizard)
Lineage: Eukaryota; Metazoa; Chordata; Lepidosauria; Squamata; Lacertidae
Source: RefSeq, a predicted model, not a curated record
GGCGGCGCUGGAGGGAGGCGCGCUCGCCAUUGCGCAUCCUCCUCUCUCUCCCCGGGCUGCUGCCUUCCUCCUCCUCCUCUCUCCUCGGCUGGCGGCGGCAGGCAGGCAGCAAAGGCUGGCGACCAUGGCGCUGAGCAACUUCCUCUUCGCGCAGUGCACCUGCUACUUCCUCGCCUUCCUCUUCAGCUUCAUCGUGGUGGUGCCGCUGUCGGAGAACAGCAACGACUUCCACGGCCGCUGCCUGCUCUUCACCGAGGGCAUGUGGCUCAACGCCAACCUGACGGCCGAGCGGCAGCGCUUCACCGUGCAGGAGUGGGGGCCCGAGUCCGCCUGCCGAUUCAGCCUCUUCGCCGGCCUCCUCUCGCUGCUGCUCGCCGCAGUGCAGGCCUGGAGGACGCUCUUCUUCCUCUGCAAAGGCCACGAGGACUCUUUCUUUUACGCCUUCCUGAAUCUGCUCAUCAGCGCUUUUGUGGUUUUCGUCAUCUUCAUCGCCAGCACGAUUGUAAGCGUUGGCUUUAACAUGUGGUGUGACGCCAUCACCGAAAAAGGAAGCAUGCCCAACAGCUGUGAAGAAUUACAGGAUAUAGAUCUUGAGCUGAAUUUAGAAAACUCAGCAUUCUACGACCAGUUUGCCAUCACACAGUUUGGCCUUUGGGCUGCCUGGCUCACUUGGCUCGGAAUUACCAUUUUGGCCUUUUUGAAAGUUUACCAUAACUACCGGCAGGAGGACCUUGUGGAAAGCCUGAUUCAUGAGAAGGAGCUUUUGCUAGGAAGAUCCUCAUCACGAACUUCUUUCCAGGAGGAGAAAAGUGGCAUGAUCUAAUGGGCAGACAAGCCAGUCUACCUAGCAGAUGGAUACAAUCAGCAAACUGUUUUCUCACUAGCCAUGAGUCUUGGUUUGCGUUUCCUCUGGUACACAGAAACAGAGCCAGCCCAGCCUGAGGCAAAGGGCAAGAUGGCAUCCUCAUUUUUUCCUAUAUAACAGAAGAUGCCUGGAGUGGCAGCUGAUUCUUGCUUCAGUACAAGAGGGUAGCUCCUGUUGCCUUCCAGCACUCUCUGCUGGAGGUGCUUUGUCCACUCUUCCUAGUGGUAGGGCCGUUUUUACUUAAUUGAACAGGUAAGGGAUGUGGGUGGCGCUGUGGUCCAAACCACUGAGCCUCUUGGCUUGCUGAUUGAAAGGUCGGUGGUUCGAGUCUGCACAACUGGAUGAUCACCUGUUGCUCUGUCCCAGCUUCUGCCAACCUAGCAGUUUGAAAGCAUACCAGUGCAAGUAGAUAAAUAGGAACUGCUGCCACAGGAAGGUAAAC